UUAAAAAAGGGGAAUAGUACUUAUCUCUUUUAUUAUAAUAUUAAAACGAAACGACUAAGUAAUAAAUUAAAUUAUAAAAAACUUAGACCUUUCGAAAUUAUUAAAAGAGUCUUACUAAUUAAUUAUAAAUUAAAACUACUAAAUACGAUAUAA
Molecule: messenger RNA, 153 nt
Organism: Colletotrichum abscissum
Lineage: Eukaryota; Fungi; Ascomycota; Sordariomycetes; Glomerellales; Glomerellaceae
Exons: 1
Source: RefSeq, a predicted model, not a curated record